GAAUUUAAUCUGUCCUACAGAAACUGCUCGCACUCUUGGUCAUCCUGGGAGUUGGCUUUGCCAGCGCCAACCUGCGGUCGGAAGUCGACCAGCUGCUAGCAUUCUACCCGAUGGAGGAGGUCCGCGAGAUCUACAACUGGUGGAUCACCCACGAUGCCGAAGUUGGAGAGAUCAACGCCUUCAUGCAGUCCGCCGAAGCCAACGAAGCCUGGAACGUUCUGAUCGGACAACCGGAGCUGCAGGAAAUCUCCCGUUGGGCUGAAGAGCGCGACGUCAUGAUGGCCGAGUACCUGAACUUCAUUGCCGAACUGUUCGGCUGGACCCCGAUCCCACGUGCCGUCCGCACCAGCAAGGCUGCUCGCUCCUGGGCUUCCAUGAUGGAGGAAAUUCGCGCCGUCACCGACCACGAUGGUGCCCUCGCCCUGGCCAACCAGCUCAUCGCCACCCCCGGAAGCGAAUUCGCCGAGCUGUACAGCAUGACUCAGGAUGCCCGCCCGGCCUUCACCCGCAUCAUUGAGGAUCCAGCUAUGCUGCGAUGGUCCGCCCAGCUGCGUGCCUUCGGUGUCGAUGUCGAUGGUACCAUUGCCCGACUCCAAGCCUUCUUCCAGUGGAACUAAAUUUUGCCGCUGGUUUAAUAAAAUUUAACGUUUGAUUGAUGAAAAA
Molecule: messenger RNA, 663 nt
Organism: Ochlerotatus camptorhynchus
Lineage: Eukaryota; Metazoa; Arthropoda; Insecta; Diptera; Culicidae
Exons: 1
Coding region: 111-617 (168 amino acids)
Source: RefSeq, a predicted model, not a curated record